Messenger RNA from Periophthalmus magnuspinnatus, 9674 nucleotides. Its product is annotated as syntaxin-binding protein 5. Gene Ontology annotation, biological process: regulation of exocytosis; regulation of protein secretion. Gene Ontology annotation, cellular component: cytoplasm; plasma membrane; SNARE complex. The coding region runs from base 273 to 3872 and encodes 1199 amino acids. The transcript has 28 exons. Lineage: Eukaryota; Metazoa; Chordata; Actinopteri; Gobiiformes; Gobiidae. Gene Ontology annotation, molecular function: GTPase activator activity; myosin II binding; syntaxin binding. The record is from RefSeq and is a predicted model, not a curated record.
UCUCGCACAAAUCAUUGAUCCCGACCGAAUUACGCCAAACCUGGGCACAUACAUGGAGAGUUCCCGCUGAAACCGUCCCGGAGGAGGCCGUUCUAGGCGCGUCAGACUCGGCUGUGGGAGGAACAGCUGGGUCCCUGCUCCGGAUCAUGUGCGCGGUCAAAAAAAAUAUUUUGACCGUGCGUAAUUUCGGCUAAAGCGCUAGCAGCCCCGGUUUAUGUUACUGUCCUGCCCGAUCGUUCUCUCCGAUCUAAAGCUUCGAAAGAGCGAGGACAAUGAAAAAGUUUAACAUCAGGAAGGUGCUGGAUGGGCUGACAGCCGCGUCCUCCUCCUCCGUCUCCUCCUCCGCUCAGCCCGGGACUCCCAGAGACGCCGACCCGGUCCAAGAGACGCUCCAGUCCGAACACUUUCAGCUGUGUAAGACGGUUCGUCAGGGGUUCCCAAACCAGCCGGCCUCCAUGGCAUUUGACCCGGUGCAGAAGAUUCUGGCCGUGGGGACCCAGACUGGAGCGCUACGACUCUUUGGUCGAGCUGGAGUGGAGUGUUACUGUCAGCACGAGAGCGGAGCUGCUGUCAUCCAGCUACAGUUCCUCAUCAACGAGGGGGCGCUGGUGAGUGCCUUAGCUGAUGACAGUCUUCAUCUGUGGAACCUCAGGCAGAAGAUCCCGGCUGUGCUGCACUCGCUCAAGUUCAACAGAGAAAGAAUCACAUACUGCCACCUGCCGUUCCAGAGUAAGUGGCUAUACAUCGGGACAGAGAGAGGAAACAUUCACAUUGUGAAUGUGGAGUCCUUCACACUCUCAGGCUACGUCAUCAUGUGGAACAAAGCCAUCGAACUAUCCACCAAGACGCAUCCAGGGCCUGUCGUCCACAUCAGUGACAACCCCAUGGAUGAAGGAAAGUUGCUGAUUGGAUUUGAAUGUGGGGUCGUUGUGCUGUGGGAUCUGAAGUCUAAAAAAGCCGACUAUCGCUACAACUACGACGAGGCCAUCCACUCUGUGGCGUGGCAUCAUGAGGGGAAGCAAUUCAUGUGCAGUCAUUCUGAUGGGACUCUGACCACAUGGAACAUCCGAGCGCCGGCCAAACCCGCGCAGGUCAUCACCCCACACGGAAAACAGCCCAAAGAUGGAAAGAAGCCAGAGCCAUGCCGACCCAUCCUCAAAGUGGAAUACAAGACCACGAGAGCCGGUGACCCCUUCAUGAUCCUCUCGGGGGGUCUGUCCUUUGAGACUGUGGGCAGGAGACGAGAUUGUCUGACAGUGAUGCAUGGCAAAAGCACCGCAGUCCUGGAGAUGGACACUGCCAUAGUGGACUUCCUCACACUCUGCGAAACUCCUUAUCCCAAUGAUUUCCAGGAGCCGUACGCUGUGGUCGUCCUGUUGGAGAAGGAUCUCGUCGUUAUAGACCUGGGACAGAUUGGGUACCCGUCCUUCGAGAGCCCGUACCCAUUCAGUGUUCACGAGUCUCCGGUCACCUGCUGUGAGUACUUCGUUGACUGUCCGGCCGAACUCAUCCCAGCACUUUACUCUGUGGGCACCAGACAGAAGAGGCAGGGCUACAGCAAGAGGGAGUGGCCCAUCAGUGGAGGCAACUGGGGACAAGGGGGUCAGAGCUACCCAGAGAUCAUUAUCACAGGACACGCUGACGGGAGCAUAAAGUUUUGGGAUGCUUCCUCAUUGAUGCUGCAGGUUUUGUACAAGCUGAAAACUGCCAAAGUGUUUGAGCGUGCUCGUGUGAAAGAGGAGAAGGGCAGUGUGGACGCAGUGGACGAUGACCCUUUUGCUGUCCAGACUCUGAGCUGGUGUCCAGACAGCCGGCUGCUCUGCGUGGGUGGGGUCUCUGCUCAUGUGAUCAUUUACAGGUUCAGCAAACAGGAAGUGACCACAGAGGAAGUACAGCUGUUGGAAGUUCGUAUGCAGAACAACUUUCCAGACUCUGCUGUGGACUCUCCAGACCCAGGGGGGGACCAAUCUCCUCUGCCCCAAAACACUGCACCCUCGAGCCCCCAACAGGACAGCCAGGACCCCCCCCUACCUCCUGGAACCAACUCCACUGACACCGGGCCCAGGGACAACACAGCCUGUCUACAGCUGCGGACGGCUCCUCUGAAGCAGUCCCCGGGGUUCCAGGUGGAGCUGGUGGUGCAGUUGGUGUGGGUGAGCGGGGAGCCUCCUCAGCCCAUCUCCAGUCUGGCCAUCAACUCCUCCUACGGCCUUGUGGUAUUUGGGAAUAGCUGUGGCCUGGCUGUGGUGGACUUUGUGCAGAAGACACUGCUCUUGAACCUGAGUACGGCUGACCUGUACAGCCCUUGUGAGCCCCGACAGCCCCGCUCCCCCAGGAAGACCAGGCAGCCCUCUGCAGCUCUGUGCGAUUCCAACGAUGGCGCAAAUGCAUCAGAGGAGCGCGGCAAGUCUCCCACUUCAGGCUCCACCUCUCCUUGUAACUCAGACGAGGAACGAAAACAGAAUUUCAUUGAGAAGGGUACAUUUAUGUUCAAAAACAUUUUUUUAUUUCCAAAAUUCAGACUUUCCCUGCAGCCAUUGUUCAUUUUUGUUUUAUUUCCAGUGAAGUUCAAAAGCAGGAGGUUUUCCCGGAGCGUUGCCAAUGACUUUGCAAAGAUGUCUCGGAAAAUUAGCUCCCCUAGUGACCAUGCAGAUAAGAGCCACAGAGUCACCACUAGGGGGAGCAUUAAGACCCCGUUGAGCAGGGGGCACUCUACGACUGUGUCUGCUCCCAACUAUGUGAAGGAAGCCUCGUUCAGUCGUUCUCGCAGUUCCAGCGUGGCGAGUAUCGACCGUGAGUCCAGGGAGGCCGUGUGUGCCUUUGUGUUUUGUGAGAGUUUUGCUCGUAGAGAGAUCGCUCUGGGCGCGUGUUUGCUCGUAGGCACCACACAAGGAGCUGUCCUGAUGUUGGCCCUGGGGCUGCCACAUUCACCAGAGCAAAGACAUCAGCAGCAUCUGACCAUCGCCUCCUGCGGCACCAUCUCCCAGCUCAAAGGAGGCAUCCUCACCAUGGCCCUGCUGGAUGCCAGCGGUACUCUGCUGCUCCCUGCCUAUGAGCCGUGGAGCGACCCAAAUGCCUCAGACGAGGAGAAGGAGAGGAUAAAGAAACGGCGCCCGCCCUCGCCCCCUGGCUCUCUGGAGGGGCAGGAUAGUCAGUUCUUGGUGCUGUGUUCAGAGAAACAGGCCAAAGUCCUGGCUCUGCCUUCACAGACACAGCUCUACAAACACAGCAUCACAGAGGCGUCCUUUGUGCUCUGUGCUGACGUGGUCAAUAUGGGUGGAGCCAACUGCCUCAUGUGCUUCUGCGCCAACGGUCACAUCAUGGCCCUCAGUCUGCCGAGCCUGCGCCCCCUGCUGGACGUGAACUACCUUCCUCUCACAGACAUGAGGAUCGCUCGGACCUUCUGCUUCUCAAACCUGGGCCAGGCUCUGUACCUGACGUCUCCCACUGAGGUCCAGAGAUUGACCUACAGCCAAGAGACCUGUGACAACCUGCAGGAGAUGCUGAGUGAGCUGUUCACUCCAGUGGAGACUCCAGAGGCUCCAAACAGAGGUUUCUUCAAAGGGCUGUUUGGGGGAGGAGCUCAGUCCCUGGACCGUGAAGAUCUUUUUGGAGAGACGGCGGCAGGCAAAGCGUCCCGCACGCUGGCUCAGCACAUCCCUGGCCCAGGCAGCAUGGAGGGCAUGAAGGGCACGGCCUCAGGGGUGGUGGGGGACCUGGCUCGUGCCCGAGUCGCGCUGGAUGAGAGGGGCCAAAAACUGUCCGAGCUCGAGGAGAGGACUGCCGCCAUGAUGGCGAGCGCCGACUCCUUCUCCAAACAUGCCCACGAUAUGAUGCUGAAAUACAAAGAUAAAAAAUGGUACCAGCUCUGAUCCAAUGCUUGUGGAGCAAAGCACUCUGGGAAAUCACGCACACUCCACCAUCACCGGACACUUUUUUCAGCACAAAACCAACUUUUUAUUUUUAUAAUUUUUAUGAUUAUUUAGACUCUGCUUUACCUCAAGUCUCUAGAGGGCGACAGCAGAGCUCACACUGGCCAAAACCACCAGGGGGCGACAGCGGAGCUCACACUGGCCAAAACCACCAGGGGGCAACAGCAUAGCUCACUGUCCAACGCCACCAGGGGGCAACAGCAGAGCUCACACUGGCCAACACCACCGGGGGCGAUAGCAGAGCUCACGCUGGCCAACACCACCAGGGGGCCACAGCGGAGGUCACACUGGCCAACACCACCAGGGGGCGAAACACCUGCAGUUCAAAGUUUCAUGAUGGAGUACUACAAGAGAAGUACCACAGCCCCUCAUGCAUCUGUUUUAUGUUUAACUAGUUCCACUCCAUAACUACACCUUAAUUAACCUUAAUAAAACAUGAACAAAGACUUAAUUCAUAACAAACAAAUACUUUAGUAAGAAUGAAUCAGGGCUAGUAACUUCUAAAUUAAUGCUAUACUCAAACUAACGAUUCUGGUGUAGGGUCAACCACAUCCUUGUCUCCUUGUUAUUGCUUUUUGCCUAGAAUGUUCCACAGUAUGGCAUUAAACUCAUCUAUCUUCUUGGGGACAAGCAUGUGAUGCUGGUUUAUCCGUUCUAAGCUACAAGUCUCAUCGUACUAUUCCAGGCCUAGCAAAAACAUCUCCAUGGAGCAGGUAGCGGACUCCCCAAGAGAAGUUACAGAAUGCACUUUUUAAGUAACUGGUGUAUUAAGUAGAUACUAAGCCUGUAUAAUUCUUAAUAAGCUAUUUGCUCAUGCUUUAUAAAGACUAAUUAAAGGGCCCAUAUUACACUGGCCCACUAGCAUUAAGGGGCCCAUAUUACACUGGCCCUCUAGAAUUAAAGAACCCAUAUCACUCUAUUCUCUGAUCUGUUCUAAUGUUUCCUCAUCACAAACAGACCUGGAGUUGUGUUUGUUUCAUUCACACAUGUUUUAACCCUAUAGCAUCGGAUCCUAUCGUCGCCGAUAGAACACGGUUGCGGACUUUCCAGCAGCGUAACUCCGCAACCAGUCGUGCUCUCAUGCAAAUUCAAACGGCGUCUCAAAGCGGAGGCACGGGGCUAUCUAAAUAUUUUACCAUCAUUACGGUAAUCUGCCUCUGUUGUCCCUCGAAGGUGACGAAUGAGAGCGCGGGUGCUGCGGAGAUUUUCUAAGUCAUUUAUUCGAUGCGUAAAAGAAAAAAAUACAGAUGGAUGUGUAAAAUAGAAGUAGUUGUGUGAAAAAAUGCAGUACAUUCUGAUACUUCCUUUAACAUGAUUUUUAUGGCUAAAAAAAGAAUAAAAGUCUAGGUGAGCUAUACUGGCCCAUAGUGUGCUCAGUCCUUAAAGGGUUAACCCACAAACCCUGCAUAUUUAGGCUGAGUUCUUCUCUCAGACUGAAACCAUUCUGUUCCACCUUGUGAUGUCAUCAUGUGGUAAUACAGGAAGUGCUCCAUUGUGUUUUUAAACUCUAUACACCCUCACUAGAAUCAUUUGGGUGAUUUCAGCCCUGGUAUUUCCAAGCUCUUCUGAACUAAAGGUAAAAGGAGCUGUUAACUUUAAAACCACCACUUCAUGACAUGACAAGGUGGAAAAGAGCAUUUUGAGCAUUGGAGAUGUAGCCAGGGUUACUCAAACAUGAGUGAAUGAGGUAACAGUGUUCUAACAUGACUAAAGCUGACUGCAGUAAAAUGUGGUUAUUUAAAGUGUUACCACUGAGUCUGGCAAAAGUUGAUGCUAAGUCGCUGGUGGUGGCCUGGAUACAUUCUUUCAGUCCUUUAAACAUUUUUAAACAUUUCUGCCAAACUGGAGGAGAUAAGUCUGAUCUGAAUUCCUUGAACAAGUUCUGUUUUGUAACUCCUGAGUCAAAGAAGCUUGUCGCGAGCGUUUUAUUUAUUUUUGGAGUUGCAAUAUAAAACACUGUGCAAAAGUGUUAGGUUUUUACAGUGGGACUAAACACAUAAACUGUCUUCAAACACAGUUUUGAUUAUUCACAUUAGACGUUUUCCCCUCCACACUCACUGCUCUGGAUGCACUUCCUUCUCCAAUUUUAUUUUCUUAAUCGGAUAUACUCGUAGGAUUCGGAAGCGUCAUGUACUCGUUUUGGUACAAAUGAAAAAAAAUGGGCUGCUCGCUAAUGUGAUGUGCAGCUAUCCAUAGGGGGAGCUGACAGCAUGCGGUGCUUUGUUGUGAUGACGUUUAUGGCGACGUCAGUUCCCAUUGGGCACCGCAGUUUUCUAACGUGGAAGUCAGCGGAGUUGUUUCUUUUAUGAAGUGGUUUUAGAUGAAUAUUGUGAUUUAAAAUAAAUUAUGUAAAUUAUAACAGAAUGGUCCACGAGAUGUGAACUAUAGAGGAGUGCAGGCUUUCUUUCAGUGAAUUCUUCCAGUGAAUCCUUUCAGUGAGUGUGCCGAUUCCUCUUCGACUUUUGCACAGUAUUUUAUGUUUGUAUUGUUUUUUACAUUAAGGGCAUUUCUGCAUCGCCUCAAGACCAAGGGCUGGUAGAUUAUCACCAAACUGAACUGUGAGUUUUAAAAUUACAGUAUUUAUUGGAAAUAAUAUAUGGCGUAAAUUAAAUAUUUUUGGGCAUUAUUAUUUUUAAUUUAAGGUUUUGAAGGCACAAAAAGGUGCGCAAAAUGUUUACCCCUAAAAUGAAGUUUACACAGAAGAAACACUGGAAUAUAUGUAGGUCUGGGUAUGUGAAUUGAAACAGGGCUGUGACCCAGUCGUAGAUUUGGAUUGCCAUAUUGGAGUUUUUAUCUUGUUUAGCAGCUGUUGUGUUGAUGGGGUAAAAGCAUGGGUCUCAUUCAGCACAUGUGGUAAAUGUAGUAAAGAUUUUGUAUUGAAAUGUGUUUUCUGUCUAAUGCGUAGAACAGCCAUAACAUUACAACAAUGGCUCCUGUUACAGGGUUUAGUCCUGGCUCAGUCCUGGCUCAGUCCUGGCUCAGUCCUGGCUCAGUCCUGGCUCAGUCCUGGCUCAGUCCUGGCUCAGUCCUGGCUCAGUCCUGGCUCAGUCCUGGCUCAGUCCUGGCUCAGUCCUGGCUCAGUCCUGGCUCAGUCCUGGCUCAGUCCUGGCUCAGUCCUGGCUCAGUCCUGGCUCAGUCCUGGCUCAGUCCUGGCUCAGUCCUGGCUCAGUCCUGGCUCAGUCCUGGCCUAAUCAUAAUUUUUGGCUGUUCUGUGUAUAUACAAACCUGCACAUUUAUUUUGAGGGUUGGACAAUAUUAGGUCAUUUUUCCCAAAUUAAAUGUUCUCAAGUUUAGUUUUAUUUGAUCCAAUGACGGAUGUGAAUUUUAAAAUUUUAAUAUAAUUAAGUUAAACUAGACGUUAUUGUCCUGUUUUGUCCCAAACUCGUUCUUUUAAAUGUACUAAAUUCACUUUUCUUUUAUUGUCAGGGGUUUUAUUGUGAAUACGCUGCCAUGUAAAUCUCUUGUUCUUUUAUUUUGAAGUUGCACUGUAAAAACACAGUUUUUUUUCUGAACCAAAGAUCUUCAUUUCACAGCGUCAUCUUAGAUUAAUUUCUACAACAAUCAAGUUUGAAUUUGCCUUUAAAACGGCAUUUCAAAUCUGCCGAGUUCUGCCGCAGUCAGUAAAGAGGCGUCUUGAACAGGACUGUUUGUUCUUAUGUAAUGGGCCACUUACCUGUCCCGUCCUGUCCCAACCUGACCUGUCUUCACCUGUACUGACCUGUCCUGACCUGUCCUGACCUUUACUGACCGCUUUAUGCUCCAAGAAGAAAGAGUUUUAAGACAAAAAGCGGUGGAAAUUGUUUUAUUUUCAACAGAACUGGCCCUGCUCAUCUUUUUGUGGCCACAUUUGGACAUUCCGUCUGUCCUGCUUUGGUCAUAUCUGACCUUUUGGUCUGUGUCUGGCUGUUGUCACAUCUGGACAUUCUGUCUGUGUCCUGCUGCGGUCCCAUCUGACCCUUUGGUCUGUGCCCUGCUGGGGUUACAUCUGGACAUUCCGUCUGUGUUCUGCUGUGGUCACAUCUGGACAUUCCGUCUGUGUCCUGCUGUGGUCACAUCUGGACAAUGUGUCUGUGUCCUGCUGUAAACAACAGUUUGUGGGUUUGCACUAUUUUUGUACAAUUUUUUUUUUGAUAAAUUCAUUGUUUAUCCAGUUUUCCUUUGUUUUUUGGAAGGACCAAAACUUGACAGAUCUAUGCUCAUAUCUGUGUCAUAACUAAUGCUACACGUUUAAUGUCUAAUAUUUAUAUAUCUGAAGAACAUAUCUGUAUAAUAUACGCCUGAUUUCAAAAAACCUUUAAUGUUAUUGAAGGAUGUCCAGAAACAAACCGUUUGGGCCAGUGUUUAACAUGUCUGAUAUUGUGGGCCGAUCCUAUAUAAUGACUUUACGUUGGUUUACAUGUCUUCAUGUCACACCUGGAGGUGAAGGUAAGAUAUAAGGGCAAGUGUGAUGUCACUUCCUGUCCAUGCACAUGGCAUGGUCACCGUUUUACUCUUCUAGUUUUUUAUAUUUUUAAAACAACUAUUUUACUUCCUGGUUGAACAGUGGCAGCAGAUAUGACGUACAUCGAUGUAGUUCAUAACUGUUACCUAGCAACCAUAAUGUAAACAAAGGCUAAAACGCAUCUCACUGACAACAGUUCUGAUUAGACUCAACUAAAUAAAUGUGUUUUCAUUUAUCUGUAUAUUUUGGGGGAUUCUGUUUUAGAACUCGGAUACUUCCUGUAUUUUUGUACUUUACUUUUCAGCCUUUUCCCCACAAACUGCCACUGCCCUGAUCUAAACCUCCACUGGAACCUGCCGUGUGCACUUCAUAGGCCUGUAUUCCAGCGACCCGGGUCACUCCUGUCUCCCUCCUGCAGUGACCUUUGGCCUAUCAAGUUCUUUGGUUUCAGCCCAAACGCCUCCUCUUCCUGCACACUGAAUGGUGCAUGAACCCAAGUGUUUACAAACUUGAAUCUCUGGUGUAGUAUUACCCCUCCCCCCGUCCAUCCACCUGUCUGAAAGAGGGGUCAGGGGUCAAGGGUUACGAGUUUGGUUAGGGUAAGGGUUUAGGGUUAGGUUAGCGUUAAGGGUUAGGGGUUAUUCUUGGAGUAUUUUUGUUAUGGUUUGCUUCAUGUGACCCUUUGUCCUUGUUGUAAAUGGGUUUGAAGAGUAACCUCUAUAGAAAGACAUUUUAUCAUGAAUAAUUGAUAUAUUUUAAGGUUAGGUCGGGAAAUGUGUCCCCUGCACCCAGGUGUUUCUCAUUAUAAACAGGACAGUCUUGUGUGAUGACAUGUAGUACUUGAAAUAACAGUGGUCACUGGAGGCAGCACAAAGCUGUAAAUGUACCUAGUUUUCACUAAAAUGGGCAGGAAAUGACCAUAGGACCAGUCGACACCCAUAGACAACACCAGGGACAGUUUAGGAACAAAAAGUGGAUCUGAUUUUUAGUUCCACUUUAAUACAACAUAGUGACAUUUCUCCCUCAGUCUGUCAUCUGCUCCUGACAACAGACCGAUACUGUUUAAACAUCACGGUGCACACGGCGUGAGGAGGGCAGGGCCGGUGCACAUGGCCUGGGGUUGGUGGGGCUGUUUCCAUUGUCUGGAUGAGUUUCUGUGGAGUAUUUUGUCAUAUUUGCCGAUUUUUGUACAGUUUUCUGAAACUUUUACGUCUGACUCUGCCAGUUUGACUGUAGAUAACAGUAUAUAUAAAUAUACAUAUUAUUGUGCAAUGGAAAUAAAUGUAAAAUCUAUCAUUAUC